AUGGCACAGCUGCUGCUGCCACCCGGACCAGACAGCUUCCGUCCGUUCAGCCGCGAGUCACUCAAAGCCAUCGAGAAUCGCAUCCGCGAGGAGGCCCAAAACAAGCCAAAGGACAAGCGGGCCAAAGAUGACGAGAAUGCCCCGAAACCCAAUAGCGACCUGGAGGCGGGGAAAAUCCUGCCCUUCAUAUACGGGGACUUGCCCCCUGAACUGGUGUCCACCCCUCUGGAGGACAUGGACCCUUAUUACAGCAACAAAAAAACCUUUAUAGUGUUGAACAAAGGGAAGACAAUCUUCCGCUUCAGUGCAAAACGCGCUUUGUAUAUUUUAAGCCCCUUCAACCCCAUUAGGAGAAUUGCUAUUAGAGUUUUGGUGCAUCGAUUGUUCAGCAUGUUGAUCAUGUGCACCAUCUUAACCAACUGUGGGUUUAUGACACAGCCUUCGAAUCCAAAGCCUGUGGAGUACACAUUCACCGCAAUAUAUACUUUUGAAUCCCUCAUUAAAAUUCUUGCAAGGGGCUUUAUUGUGGAGCCGUUUACCUUUCUAAGGGAUCCAUGGAAUUGGUUGGACUUCUGUGUUAUUGUCAUGGCGUAUGUAACAGAGUUUGUAAACCUAGGCAAUGUUUCAGCUCUGCGCACUUUCAGAGUAUUGAGGGCUUUGAAAACUAUUUCAGUGAUCCCAGGUCUGAAGACUAUUGUAGGAGCACUCAUACAGUCAGUGAAGAAGCUGGCUGAUGUCAUGAUACUCACCGUGUUCUGCUUGAGUGUCUUUGCUCUGAUCGGGCUGCAGCUCUUCAUGGGCAACCUUAAGCACAAAUGUGUCAAACUGAAAUACGACAAAAACGAAAGUGCAUCAGUGAAUCACAUCAUAAGUGACUCAAACUAUAGCUCGGACCCAGAAAACCACUACUUCAUCCGUGGCCAUAAAGAUGCCUUGCUGUGCGGGAAUGGCAGUGGAGCUGGGGUAUGCCCAGACGGCUAUUGGUGCUAUAAAGCGGGCAAGAACCCAGACUACGGGUACACAAGCUUCGACUCUUUUGGUUGGGCCUUCCUGUCUCUGUUCAGGCUGAUGACCCAGGACUGCUGGGAGCGACUCUACCAGCAGACUCUCAGGGCAGCAGGAAAGCCCUACAUGAUUUUCUUCAUCCUGGUCAUCUUCUUGGGCUCCUUCUACCUGGUGAACCUGAUCCUGGCUGUGGUGGCCAUGGCCUACGACGAGCAGAACCAGGCCACCAUAGAGGAGGCCCAGCAGAAGGAGGAGGAGUUCCAAGCUAUGUUGGAGACGCUGAAAAGACAACCGGAGGAGGUAAAAAGCGAGUUACAGAAUAACUUGAUCUAUUGCUUACUUGACGGGCUAUCAUCGUCAUCUUCCAACGUCUCGAGAUUCAGUUCCAAAAGUGCCAAGGAGCGCCGCAACCGCAGAAAACGCAGAAAAGAUGGGGAGAGGGGUGGCAGUGAGCGGUCACACAAUUCCGAGUCGGAGGACAGCAUCAGAAGACCCUCUCUCCGUUUCCUGGACAGGAACAACCGCCUUUCCUUUAAGGAGCAUCCUUCAUCCCCACAUCAGUCGAUCCUUAGUUUCCAAGGGUCCAUUUUGUCACCCAGACGGAACAGCAGGAGUAGUGUCUUCAGUUACCGUGGCGGGGCAUUGGAAGAAACUGGUUUUGCUGAUGACGAGCACAGCCCCUUUGACAAGGGCAGCCGGCAUGGCUCCUUCUUCCUGCCACGCAGGCCCCGCUUUAGUGAGACCAGCGUCCCCUCCCUUAUCCUCCGACCAGCCAACGGCAAGAUCCAGAGCUCCGUGAACCACAAUGGGAUAGGGUCCCAGGUGGCCGGAGGGUCGCUGCCCUCAUCACCUGCUCACCUUCGCUUGCCUGUGGAUUCUCCUGGCAGUGGUUCCUUCAGGAGGGUCCGAUAUGGUUCUAACUCAGACUUUUUAGAUGACCUGGCUAUAAGGCAAAGAGCCCUGAGCGUGGCCAGUAUUAUCACCACAGUGGAAGAACUUGAAGAGGCAAGACAGAAGUGCCCUCCAUGUUGGUUUGAGCAUGCCAAAGCUCUUCUCAUCUGGGACUGUCCCUCAUGGGUGAAGAUCAAGCAAACUGUCAACCUUAUUGUGAUGGACCCUUUUGCUGAUCUAGCCAUAACCAUCUGUAUAGUCUUAAAUACAGUGUUUAUGUCAAUGGAGCAACAUCCAGGGUCAGAACUGUUAACACGUGUUCUCUAUGUAGGGAACCUGGUAUUUACAGCAAUCUUCACUGGUGAGAUGGUUUUGAAGAUUAUAGCUAUGGACCCAUACUAUUAUUUCCAAGAUAGCUGGAAUAUAUUUGACAGUGUUAUUGUCAUCUUGAGCUUGAUAGAGCUUGGGCUGGCAAAACUAUCAGGGAUGUCUGUGCUCAGGUCUUUCAGAUUGUUGAGGAUCUUCAAACUUGCCAAGUCAUGGCCCACUCUGAACAUGCUGAUCAAGAUCAUAGGGAACUCAGUAGGCGCCCUGGGGAACCUCACCUUGGUGCUGGCCAUUAUUGUCUUCAUCUUUGCUGUGGUUGGCAUGCAGCUGUUUGGCACAAGCUACAGAAAAAAUAGAUGCAAAAUCAUUCACAGUAAUGACUGUGACCCCAACUGUACUGUGAAUUGUUUUCUGCCUCGCUGGCACAUGCAUGACUUUCCCCAUUCCUUCCUGAUUGUGUUCCGGGUGUUGUGUGGCGAGUGGAUUGAGACCAUGUGGGACUGCAUGGAGGUCCACGAGGGCCAGGCCAUGUGUCUCACUGUCUUCAUGAUGGUCAUGGUCAUCGGAAAUUUGGUGGUCCUCAACCUCUUUCUUGCGCUGCUGCUCAGCUCUUUCAGUGCUGACAACCUGACGGCUGUGGAAGACGACAGUGACACAAACAACAUUCAGAUAGCCAUGGCUCGGAUCCAUAGGGCCAUUGCUUGGGUGAAGCUCAAGGUGCGUCUCUCCUUUCGGAGCCUUUGUGUGAGAAAAAAGAAGCAAAAGAAGCCCUUGGCCAUGGUCAAGUCAGUGGACAGCCGCACCAACAAUGGAAUGGACAAUGGAAUCUAUUUUCCCAACCACACUACUGUUGAGUUCAUCAAAGACCUGGACUGUUGGAAGGAGAGUAACGGAGUGGCUGCAGGGUUGGAGGACACGGCAGAGAACUACAUCAGGUCCAACGAGGAUGUGUAUUUGACUUUCGUCAGUAAUCCUGACGUAACUGUCUCAGUGCCCAUUGCUGCAGGCGAAUCGGACUUUGAGAACCUCAACACGGAAGACUUCAGCAGCCUGUCCUCUGACAUAGAGGAUGACAUCAAAGAGAAACUGGAGGACGACGGUGCGUUUAGCUCCUCAGAGGGUAGCACAGUGGACAUCAGACUCAGUGGAGAGUCAAUGGACCUGGAGAUGGAGGAGUCAAUGGACCCUGAUCCUUGCUUUACAACUGGUUGUGUCCAGAGAUUACCCUGCUGUCAGGUUGAUAUAGAAAAAGGUAUCUGGAAGUCGUGGUGGACCCUGAGAAAGACAUGCUUCAGAAUCGUGGAACAUAACUGGUUUGAGACCUUCAUCAUCUUCAUGAUCAUGCUCAGCAGUGGGGCACUUGCUUUUGAAGACGUUGAACUUGUCAAUAGGCCAAGGAUAAGGAUUAUCCUGGAAUAUGCCGAUAAAGUAUUCACCUACAUAUUCAUCUUGGAGAUGUUGUUAAAGUGGGUGGCCUAUGGAUUUGCCAAAUACUUCACCAACUAUUGGUGUUGGCUGGACUUUGUUAUUGUUGACAUCUCUAUAAUCAGCAUGGUGGCCAAUGCUCUGAACUGCAACCAAGGGGCAAUUAAAUCCCUGAGGACACUGAGGUCUCUGAGACCUCUCAGAGCCAUGUCACGCUUCGAGGGCAUGCGGGUGGUGGUGAAUGCCUUGCUGGGAGCGAUUCCUUCUAUCUUCAAUGUCCUGCUGGUCUGCCUCAUCUUCUGGCUAAUUUUUAGCAUAAUGGGAGUCAAUUUCUUUGCCGGAAAGUAUCACUAUUGUGCCAAUGCUACAACUGGAGAACAAUUUGAUUGGGAAGUAGUUCCGAACAGGAACAUGUGCAGUCAAACACAUGGGGCUCGUUGGAAGAAUGUCAAGAUUAACUUUGACAAUGUGGCGGCAGGCUAUUUGGCAUUAUUGCAAGUGGCAACAUAUAAGGGCUGGAUGGCGAUCAUGUAUGCUGCUAUAGACUCACGUCAAACCGAUGACCAGCCGAAGUACGAAGCCAAAAUGAUUGCGUACGUCUACUUUGUUGUGUUCAUCAUUUUCGGUUCAUUCUUCACCCUCAACCUCUUCAUUGGUGUCAUUAUCGACAACUUCAAUCAGCAGAAGAAAAAGUUCGGAGGUCAGGAUAUCUUCAUGACUGAGGAGCAGAAGAAGUAUUACAAUGCCAUGAAAAAACUUGGAUCCAAGAAGCCCCAGAAGCCUAUUCCUAGGCCAUCAAACAAGAUACAAGGAUUUGUCUUUGACCUUAUAACCAAGCAGGGCUUUGAUAUUUUGAUCAUGGUUCUUAUAUUUCUUAAUAUGGUAACCAUGAUGAUCGAGACAGACGAGCAAUCCAAUGAGAAAGAGCAGAUCCUUGUCAAGAUUAACUUGGUGUUCAUUGUACUGUUCACCUCAGAAUGUGUAUUAAAGAUGAUUGCACUUCGCCAUCACUAUUUCACUGUCAGCUGGAACGUAUUUGACUUCAUUGUCGUCAUCCUCUCAGUAGUUGGUAUGUUUCUAGCAGAAGUGAUAGAAAAGUAUUUCUUCUCGCCAACCCUGUUUAGAGUGAUUCGUCUUGCGAGAAUUGGACGCAUCCUACGCCUGGUCAAAAGUGCCAAGGGAAUUCGGACACUUCUGUUUGCUCUGAUGAUGUCAUUGCCGGCCCUGUUUAACAUUGGCAUCCUCCUCUUCUUGGUGAUGUUCAUCUACUCCAUCCUGGGCAUGUCCUUCUUUGCCUACAUAAAGAGGGAGGACGGCAUAGACGACAUGUUCAACUUCGAGACGUUCGGCAACAGCAUGAUCUGCCUGUUUCAGAUCACCACCUCGGCUGGGUGGGACAGCCUCCUGUCGCCCAUGCUCAACGACGAGCCAGACUGCAACAGGACAAAGGAGAACCCCGGCAGCCGCAUCAAGGGCGACUGUGGCAACGCGGCAGUGGGCAUCGCCUUCUUCGUCUCGUACGUCAUCAUCUGCUUCCUGAUCGUGGUCAACAUGUACAUCGCCGUCAUCCUGGAGAACUUCAGCGUGGCCACGGAGGAGAGCGCCGAGCCGUUGGGCGAGGACGACUUUGAGAUGUUCUACGAAGUGUGGGAGAAGUUCGACCCCAAGGCCACGCAGUUCAUCAACUACGACAAGCUGUCGGACUUUGCCAACGCGCUGAACCCGCCGUUGCGCAUGGCCAAGCCCAACGCGGUGCAGCUGAUCAACAUGGACCUGCCCAUGGUGAGCGGCGAGCGCAUCCACUGCCUGGACAUCCUGUUUGCCUUCACCAAGCGCGUGCUGGGCGAGGGUGGCGAGCUGGACGUCCUGCGCGGCCAGAUGGAGGAACGUUUCAUGGCCUCGAACCCCUCAAAGGUUUCGUACGAGCCCAUCUCCUCCACGCUGCGCCGCAAGCAGGAGUUCAUGUCGGCCAUCCUCAUCCAGAGAGCCUUCCGGAGGUAUCUGAUCCGGAGGACUGUCAAACAGGGCUCCAGCAUAUUCAACUACGAGAGCGACGAAGAGGAAGAAGAAGAGUGCCCGCCGGACAAAGGCUCCACGGACAAACUGAACGAGAGCCCCGUGUCAGCCCAGGGCUCGGACAGGAGCCCGUCCACGCUGUCCCCACAGUCCAGUAAUAGUGUCAGAGGGCCAGAAAAGGACAAGUAUGAGAAGGACAAGAGGGAGAAGGAAGUGAAAGGCAAAGACAAUGAACAGGAGAGUAAAGGAGAUAAAUGAUACCAUGUGGUAUCAUUGCGUGGCUAAAACAAAAUUCUCAGCCCUUGAAGGUUACCUUCAUGGAAUCUAAUCCCUUCAAGCCUUUGGAUGUCCUAUGUCAAAAAACAGCAUCUGCAGAUAACUGCAAUUAAAACGGACUGUUUGUGGUAUUCUUAGGCAUUUGGGGGAAAACAU
Messenger RNA from Sardina pilchardus (European sardine), 6096 nucleotides. It is a transcript of the gene scn1laa, whose product is annotated as sodium channel, voltage-gated, type I-like, alpha. Bases 1 to 5922 code for a protein of 1973 amino acids. Gene Ontology annotation, cellular component: plasma membrane; voltage-gated sodium channel complex; axon. Gene Ontology annotation, molecular function: voltage-gated sodium channel activity; protein binding. The record is from RefSeq and is a predicted model, not a curated record. NCBI's taxonomy places the organism in Eukaryota, Metazoa, Chordata, Actinopteri, Clupeiformes, Clupeidae. Gene Ontology annotation, biological process: sodium ion transmembrane transport; membrane depolarization during action potential; neuronal action potential. The transcript is spliced from 26 exons.